Molecule: messenger RNA, 852 nt
Organism: Medioppia subpectinata
Lineage: Eukaryota; Metazoa; Arthropoda; Arachnida; Sarcoptiformes; Oppiidae
Source: the annotation of a GenBank genome assembly
AUGAGUGACCCUUUUCCAGCUCGUGUAGACCCCAAUAUAUUGCGUGUGUAUUACAAUCAACCAUGUCCAUUCUCGGAAAGAGUGCGCUUGGUAUUAACGGCCAAAGGCAUAGAACACGAGAAAAUAGCGAUUAAACUGCGGUCCAAACCCGAGUGGUUUCAAUCGGUGAACCCUUCGGGCAAAAUACCGGUCAUUGAGUUCGGGGCCGACAAUAAACGGCUAACGGAGUCGCUGGUGAUCGCCGACUAUCUCGAGGCCGCCUUUCCGGACACUCGACGCCUACAACCGGACGAUCCGUACGAGAGGGCCAACGAUCGGGUGCAGCUGAAGGGGGCGGUGGGGGACCUCCCGGGCCAGUUGGACGCCCAGUUGGCCGAAGGGGGCGCUAAUCUGAGUGUAGGUCAGAGGCAGUUGGUAUGUCUGGCGCGGGCUAUACUGCGGCACAAUAGGGUACCAGUGCUGGACGAGGCGACCGCUAAUGUUGACCACAAAACUGAUGCCUUAAUUCAGACCACAAUUCGUCACAAAUUCAGUGACUGUACUGUCCUUACGAUCGCUCACAGACUCAACACUAUUAUAGAUUGCGAUCGCGUUUUGGUGUUGGACGCGGGAGAGAUCAUAGAGUUUGACGACCCGUUUGUUUUACUGCAACGAAAAGGACAGUUGUAUGACAUGUGCCGCAAGACUGGCGAAGAUAUGUUUUGUCAUUUACUAAAUAUGGCUAAAGAAUCACAUUUUAAGAGAUUUAAUACAACACAAGUCAACGACGAAGACAUGCAUUUAUUACAUUUAAUUCGUCGACAACACGAAUAUUCUUAUCGUAAAGAAUCUCAAUCACAAGUAAUCGUAUAG